AUGACCUGCGAAUCUUCACCAGACAAAACAUCACAGCGGAGGAGGCGGCAGAAUGCCCUGGCUCAGCGGAAUUAUCGCGCACGGCAGAGGGAAAGAAGAAGGGUACUGGAACGUUUCGCUGUCUCUCGUAUCCUCUUGCCAUCUUCCCUGGAAGUCUCAUGCACGCAUGAUUAUGGCGUAGCAUAUGCGCAACCAGCCUCGCAGCAGAAUCUCGGAUCAACCCAGUUGACAAGAAGAACCAUCUCUUCUACCUCGGCCGACACGGGCUUCCACCCUCUAGGCAUCACACGAGGAUUUACCGCCACCGACUUCUUCUCCUGUAUCGGUUCCUACCCCGAGAGGGAACGUCGUACUUUUUUCUUGUUAAUGACCAAAGAGCUAUUCGGCAUCCGGGACAUUAUCAAAUAUGGCCUCAUCUUCUUGGGAUACCCCGUGAGCUCAUCACUCUACAACAACGCUAUGCAUGUUCCGAUGAGCCAAUGGCUACAGGACCUUCAGCAGAGUCUAGGCGACUUUGAUUUUGGAGAAGCCAUCAAAGCUGGCAUAAGCGUCCUCGGAAAGUUAAACAUACCUUCGGGACGUAAUUCCAGGAUUCACGAGAUAGUUGCAUCUCCUCUUCGGGGUCAGGUCGCAGAUUACAUCCUCCUAUGUCGAGUUUCAUUCGUGUCCGCCGUGUUCAUGAAUGCACUCCACCUGGGAAUCCCGUGGUACGACCUCAUAUCUUUUGAAUCCGAAUCACCUUUUUCUCGUCUAAGAGAGCAACUCGUACAAAGGGAGAGCUCGGAGGAUGCCGAUCAGGCCGCUCAAAUACGACUGGCGUUUGGAGAUCAUCUAAAGGGUAUACAGCCUGACCUUGUGCCCACAGACGCACAGCUCACUAUCCAUCAUCAUCCAACAUUAGACACAAUCCCAUGGCCAGGCUUUCGUUCCAAAGUCAUUGCUGCGGUCCACUCAGAUCCCCCGUCAAUUGACAGAGAAGACUUCUGUCUCGACUUGCUCAAUGACGGUCUUCGAUGCUGGGGCUUUGCUGACGGCAACUCGUUUCCUUCGGCAGCACCUUGGGAUGCCCAGAACUGGGAAGCAGCUCCGUGGUUUUUGGAGAAGUGGGAGCAUCUUACUGACGGGAGAGAUGGGGAUGAGUGGAAGAUAAGUGCUCGGUGGUGGUCUAUGGGCGCAAGGAGGAAUGUAUGA
Molecule: messenger RNA, 1191 nt
Organism: Fusarium vanettenii 77-13-4
Lineage: Eukaryota; Fungi; Ascomycota; Sordariomycetes; Hypocreales; Nectriaceae
Exons: 2
Coding region: 1-1191 (396 amino acids)
Biological process (GO): regulation of DNA-templated transcription
Molecular function (GO): DNA-binding transcription factor activity
Source: RefSeq, a predicted model, not a curated record